Messenger RNA from Debaryomyces fabryi, 798 nucleotides. Its product is annotated as methylthioribulose 1-phosphate dehydratase. The record is from RefSeq and is a predicted model, not a curated record. Lineage: Eukaryota; Fungi; Ascomycota; Pichiomycetes; Serinales; Debaryomycetaceae. Bases 1 to 798 code for a protein of 265 amino acids. Gene Ontology annotation, molecular function: metal ion binding; methylthioribulose 1-phosphate dehydratase activity. Gene Ontology annotation, cellular component: cytoplasm. The transcript has a single exon.
AUGUCUGCUUCUUGCCAUUGCAACAAAAAAAGAGACGAAAUCUCGAAAUUAGAUGACUCUUUGCUCGAUGCUAAUGAUCCAAAUCAUCCGGCAAAUUUAAUCUGUGAAUUGUGUCGCUUGUUUUAUGACAACAAUUGGGUCACUGGUACAGGCGGUGGUAUUUCCAUUCGUGAUGUGAAGGGUAAAAAUCCAAACUUGGUAUACAUUGCUCCUUCCGGAAUUCAGAAGGAGAAAUUACAACCAUGGGAAAUGUUCGUAGUAGAAUUGCCAGACGAAAAGCUUUUACGUACUCCUAAUGAUUGCCCAACGGAAUUAACCAAAUCAUAUAAGUAUAAGCCAUCAGCAUGUACUCCGUUGUUCAUGAGCUGCUAUACCAUGAGAGAUGCUGGUGCAUGUAUCCACACCCAUUCUCAGAAUGCUGUCAUGUGUAGUUUGUUAUGGGGAGAUAAGGUUGAAUUCGAAAUUUCCCAUAUUGAACAAAUCAAAGCAUUGCCAAAAUUGGCGGUGAAUGAAAAGACUGGUAAAGUUGAGAAGGUUGGAAGCAUGCAAUACUUUGAUAAGCUUGUUAUUCCAAUCAUUGAAAAUACUCCCCACGAAGAGGACUUGACAGAUAGUCUCCAAGAAGCUAUCAAAAACUAUCCGGGGACUACGGCUGUUCUUGUCAGAAGACAUGGUAUAUAUGUCUGGGGUGAAGAUGUAUGGAAAGCCAAGGUUUACAAUGAAGCCUUGGAUUAUUUAUUAGAGUUGGCCGUUAAAAUGAAGCAAUCAGGUAUUCCUACAACCACCCAAUCAAAUUAA